AUGAAGAGAUUGUGGGCUAAGUAUCGACAAUCUCGAGAUGAAGAUCUUGAAGAGCUAUGUACAACUAAUGCUCUUGUGGUAGCAGCAGUCGCUGAAGCUUCCUCCGGAUCACAACGACGGGGUUCUCAACCGGGGCGUACACCGAAUGAGGAGCAGUUUAGGGAAUCAAGAGGGAAAGACAUGAUGGAAGAUUACUUUGUGGAGCGUCCGGUUUUCAGUGAAGAGAUAUUCCGGACAAGGUACAGGAUGAGUCACAAUGUGUUCAACCGCAUCUCCAGUGAUCUUUGUGGGGCAGAUCAAUGUGCUGAGUAUUGUCGGAUGGCAAAAUCUACCUCCAUUCAGGCUCUGAAACGAUUUACAAGAGGAAUCGUUAAUCUGUACUCGGCAAAAUACCUCCGGGCUCCUAAUCCGGCCGACCUCAGAAGACUUCUCACCAAAGCCGAGAGAAGGGGCUUUCCUGGAAUGAUUGGAAGCAUCGACUGCAUGCACUGGCAAUGGAAGAAUUGCCCAACAGGUUGGGCUAGAGAAUACAGCGGUCGAAAACAUGUGCCCACUAUCAUCCUCGAAGCAGUCGCUUCUUAUGACACUUGGAUCUGGCAUGCCUUCUUUGGAAUGCCUGGAUCAUGCAACGACCUCAACGUCCUUUCUAAGUCCCCGUUGUUUGACGAGGUCACUACUGGUCGAGCCCCUCGGGUCCAAUUUCAAGCAAAUAACAGGAUUCACAAUUUAGGGUACUAUCACGCUGAUGGAAGGAUGUCGAAAGAUGUUUCGGCAUUUUACAGUCGCGCUUUAGUAUUGUUCGAGGAGCUGCUCAUGGCUGGGAAAAAGAAGACCUUCGAUACUGUCACACCCCGAAUUUUGAAAUAA
Rosa chinensis is the source of this 867-nucleotide messenger RNA. RefSeq lists its product as uncharacterized. The transcript has 3 exons. Bases 1 to 867 code for a protein of 288 amino acids. NCBI's taxonomy places the organism in Eukaryota, Viridiplantae, Streptophyta, Magnoliopsida, Rosales, Rosaceae. The record is from RefSeq and is a predicted model, not a curated record.